This is a messenger RNA of Fomitopsis serialis, 814 nucleotides long. RefSeq lists its product as uncharacterized. The record is from RefSeq and is a predicted model, not a curated record. The transcript has a single exon. NCBI's taxonomy places the organism in Eukaryota, Fungi, Basidiomycota, Agaricomycetes, Polyporales, Fomitopsidaceae. Bases 401 to 760 code for a protein of 119 amino acids.
AGUGCGCGUGCGCGUACAAACCACUAUAUAUCUCACCUACGAGUGUCGACUAUGACGUCUACGUCAUUUAUGUCUCUGAACAGACGACAGUGCAAAGCAGGACCGUGCUCGACCGCCACCCCCGACAAAUCCUUCUCAAGUCCACAGUCAACGCAUAGGGGCUCUCCUGGGCGUGGCUAAUGCAUACCCCACAACACAGCCCCUUCAUUAUGCCUCCGCAAGACCCUCCCGGAGCAACGCCACAGCGCGCGUGGCCUUGCGCGCCGUUGCUUUGUCCUUCCUCGCUUGGCGACACGCUCCGUGGUGGCGCAGCCCCCGCACAAAGAGCUGCGCCACGCGCCCUGAAUGCGAGGGCACGCUUUGGCUAGCGUGUCACAUCCGUUUUGUGCUUUGCGCGGGGAUGUGGGAAGCCUGGACGGUGGCCUUGCGUGCGCGGUGCUUGGACCUGGUGGCCGUGGCGGGUUCCGCCUUUAUAGCUGCGUGCGGGUGGGGCUCGCGUCCCUUGUACUCUUGCUCUCGUUCUUGCUGUUCUGUUCGUGCUCUCUGCUCUCUCUGCUCUCGCCCCCGCCUUUCGUUCAUCCCGAUUGCGCCUCGCCGCCUCACUGUCCAUUCCUCGUUCACACCCUGUGCUAUCCGCGACCUCGACCUCGACAUCCCCAAGCAACCGCCACAACCGUCCCACCGCGAUGUUCACCAAGCUCGGCUCUCUCCUCGAACGCACCUUCAGCAACAAGCGCAGCCGAAGCCCCACCAAACGUAGCCCAGCCAAACCGAGCAGCCGCUCGCGCGCACGCGCCCUCUCCGAACCUGCCAC